AUGGAGCCAGGCCUACAGAAGCCGUUUCCGGGGGUCAUCAGUGAAUACACACUGCAGCAGCUGAGGGUUGCUCAACAACAGCACCACUGGUUCUAUACAGCAGAAACGGAGGCAGUAGCAACGACAGAGCAGAAGGGCUCCCGAGGCACAGCAGGCCUGGUGAACGCUUCUUCUGCUGCAGCAACUGACCUAGAGCAGCAGCAGCAGCAGCAACAACAACAACAGCAGCAGCAGCAGCAGCAGCAGCAGCAGCAGCAGCAGCAGCAGCAGCUGGAUUGUACAUCUGAACAGCACCAACCAGUGCAGCAAGAAUACAACAAGAGGCCCCCAGAGUUUUCGCCUCGGGAGGGGACGGGCCUCUGCGACAGCAGCUUCCCUAAAUACGACAGAAACUCGCACAGCAGCAGCAGCAGCAGCAACAGCAGCAGCAGCAGCAGCAGCCAGUGCAUCGCUGGGGAGGCACGAACAGCCACCUCAGACGCAGCUGCUGCAGCAAGAACAGCAGCAACUGCAGCAGAAGCUGCAGCAGACGGUGGAGCAGCAGGAGGAGACAGUCUCUACUUUCGUGCCCUGGCCGGGGCGGCCUAA
Eimeria mitis is the source of this 588-nucleotide messenger RNA. RefSeq lists its product as uncharacterized. Bases 1 to 588 code for a protein of 195 amino acids. Lineage: Eukaryota; Apicomplexa; Conoidasida; Eucoccidiorida; Eimeriidae. The record is from RefSeq and is a predicted model, not a curated record. The transcript is spliced from 3 exons.